UAGGUGAUGGCACAGUCUAACAAAGACUGUGGUGAUGGUGUGAAAUUGUAUCGAUUGAAAAAAAGAAAAAUUUAGUGACGAAUAAAUUCAUUAGUUAUAUAGCUGAAAACAUUUAAUACAUAGCAUGGAGAGUGUCUACUCCUGCCAGAGUGCUAUACGUUCACAAGAAACGCCGUAUCUCUGUAGUAUAUGAGUGAUGACCCGUACGUAACCUCUCUCUCGUUACUAGUUUGGGCGUGCGCAGAUUGUGUGUAAACAAUGUCGAAAGUUCUGCCGAGACUACAUUAUUUGUUCAGAAAUAGAAGUAGUCUGAUGACAAGAACAUGCACCGGUGUCAGAAUGUACGCUACGGACGAUUCAACUAGUACAACGACGAAGAUUCCAGGUGGAAAAGAAGAUGGGAAGAAGGGAAAGGGUGGUCCAGUAACCUGGAAAACAGUGGGUAUCACAGCUCUUGUAGGUGGUUCCCUGGCAGCUUUUAUGCUCCAUUUAAAGAACGAGAAACAACAAGCGCGCGACCGCGAGAGGAAGCGGCAGCUGGGCAAAGCGGCCAUUGGCGGUGCCUUCGAGCUCGUGGACUGCGAGGGCCGGCCGCGCUCCAGCCGCGACUUCCUGGGCCAGUGGCUGCUCAUCUACUUCGGCUUCACGCACUGUCCCGACAUCUGCCCGGACGAGAUCGAGAAGAUGGUCGCCGUCAUCGAAACUCUCGACAAGCUGGAGGACGUGCCGAAGGUGCAGCCGCUUUUCAUCACAGUGGACCCGGAGCGAGACACGCCCACCGUCGUGGGCAAAUACUGUGCCGAGUUCUCGCCGCGCAUAAUCGGGUUGACCGGCUCGCCGGAACAGGUGCAGCGUGCCUGCAAGGCGUACCGCGUCUACUCGAGCGCCGGCCCUCGCGACGUCGAAGACGACUACAUUGUGGAUCACACCAUAAUCACGUACCUGGUGAACCCGGACGGGGAGUUUGUGGACUAUUACGGCCAGACGCGAACUGUCGAAGAGGUCGCAAACAGCAUCCAGUUCAACAUGGUCAAAUACAGUGAGGUGCACAAGAAGUCGUGGUUCUAGUUUGCAGCGCCAGCGGAGUGCUGGCAACGCACGGCACUCGGCGAGCCGUAUCGCAGGACAGUUGCCGAACCGAUCGGAAGGCGGCUUGUCGGUAUCGAUCGGUGGCGGCAACGGGACGUUCUGUGCUCUCGUUUUAAGCCCGCCAGAUCUUCCAGAAUUUGCUUGCACUUUGGUCGGGCUCCUUUCUAGUAUCGCAGUCGGAGGCAGAAGCGGGCUGUGAAUAGGAAGAAGAGUGAAACGAUCACUGCAAGUAAUAUUUCGGUGGCGAAAUACGUCUAGUAACACGCAGGCAUUAGAUCUGUGGCAGAAACCUCAGGCGAGUUGUGGAUGAGAGAGAAAUGUAUCGAUCGUGCUUUUUGUAUGCACUCUUUAACAAACAGGAUGUGGUUGCACAUUGUUCUUCUACAUAACUCUCUAGAAAGUAACUGCAGGCGAAAUAAUUACUAUUUCUAAAAAUUUUUUUGCAGCGGAAGUGUAGUGUAUGAGACUAGUAUGCAUUUCUCAGUGUUCUUUGAGAAAAAGGUGACUGUAUACCACACAUUACAUUUUCCUCACCGUCAAACUCCGUACGGUAAACGCGUAUAUUUCGUAUCGGCCCCGCUCGUACAGACUGCCGAGAUUUUCUUCCACCGUUCCAGUAUUUUGUCGACGACGGGAUUUGGAGGUCAGUACCCACACGAUACCUACCUAAAGGAGUAAACGUGCUGUUCGAAAACACUGAAAAAAAGUUGACUUUGGAAUGUUCUGAGUACUAAUAAAUAUAAAAGUAUAAAAUAUUUUGGACAUUCGAAAGAGAGUUGCGUGUAGCUCAGUACGUAGUGUUCUAGUAUUGUAACAGCAGUGUCGUCAGUCCGAUUGCCGCUACAGUCGACUUUAUUUUUCUUUACCUUUACACGAGUUGGCUGUGGCGGCCUGGUGGCCCGGGCUCUAGGGGUCCUGGAUGUUUCUUCAUUCCUGUUUCUCCAGGAAGGCCUCAGGUCCACUCACCCUGCUGCACCCCUGUUGGUAAAGAAUGAGCAGGCCUAUGGGCUCCACACACCAGUAGGAAGGCUGUAAUGCACCUGCAGUCGGGCUCAUAGUUAGGUCAUUGACUUUACAUUUACCUUUACUUUCAUGUGAACGGUAUAUUUAUUAUCAAAUUGAAAUACGAAUUAACUAACCUCGGAUAAAACAAUGGAAAAUCCGGGAUGGAAUGUAACGAUAUUAUGAGAACGAAAGUAGCUACUCACCAUAUAACGGUGCUGCCGAAUCGCAGAUAGGCACAACAAAAAGACUCUCACAAAUAAGGCUUUCAGCGAUUAAGGCCUUCGUCGACAAUACACACACACACACACACACACACACACACACACACACACACACACACACACACACACACACACACACACAAGUGACUGCAGACUCAAGCAACGGAAACCACACUCAGUUGCCUGAGACUGCAGUUGUCUGUGUGAGAUAUGUUUGCGUGUGCGUGCUUGCACGUGUCUGCGUGCGUAUGUGUGUGAAAGCUUUAACUGUGAUAGUCUUUUCGUUGUGCCUAUCUGCGAUUCAGCAUUCAAACAUUGGAUCAUAAUUUUUUAAUAAAACAACCUGUUAUUUUUAUUUAAUAACUGUAUAAAAAUGCAAGUGCCCACAAUACAUAAAAAUUUUUCUUAACAAAAUUAUUGUUAAACGAAGUACAGGGUGAUUCUUAUUAAUGUCUAAAAACCUCGGAAUGACGUAAGUAACGCUGAGGCAAUUAAUUUAAUAUAAGAGACACGGGAUCAGAAAUGUUGAGAAAAACCCAAAACAUUUGAUGACAAAUGUCGAAUGUGUGACAUCGUCUCGCUGCACGUGCAGCAGUUGAGCCCGUCGGUCCGUCGCACCUGAUCGCCCCGACCCGAGUCGAGUAUUCACUUUGGUGUGGUGCCGUGCCUGUGUGCACAGCUGUAGUGCACGGAGCUUGAGGGUUGAGUCGUCUGUCUGACAGGCAGUAUUUUUUUCAUUGCGGAAGACAUUUAAGUCUUUCCUUUGAGGUAUUAAUUUAUUUAUCGGUCUCACAGUCUAUGCUGAUUUAUUGCAAAGUACAGCACAACAAAGACCGACCAUAUAACGCCACAAGUAAAUCAGUAUAAGCUACCAAAUUGCAUCGUUACCAGUAAAUGGCCUAUAUUUUCUUUACAACUAAUUCACUGUAUACAACUAAUUAACUGAGAAUAAAUAACGAAGGGGGUAAAGGAAAGAAACUUGAAAUAAGGACAGCUUUUGCUCAGUUAUACCGACUACAAUAAUCUGGCAUCUUCUACAUUAGGACGGAUCAAACAGUGGAAAAUCCAGAAUGGAAUGUUAUUGUAGAACAGUUCACAUUUACAAAAGGUGUUCAAAAUUUGCACCAUUUGCUCAAAUGCAAAUAUUGCAUCUCUCACUCAUCCAUUCACACACGCACUCAAAUAUACACACCCUAUUUUGGAUGGGACAUCACGUGUCUUAACAUUUGUCAUCCACUUUCGGGGUAUUUUUCAACAUUUGCGGCCUCGUGUGCUUUAAUUUAAAUUACUUGUCUCGGUGACAUUUACAUCGUUACUGGGCUUUUAAAACUUCGAUAAGAAUCACCCUGUAUAUGUUUUGCAUUUUUGUACCAAAUUAAAAUUUGUUACGAGCACUCACAUUUCGUGCAGUUAGUAAUAAAAAUCUAAAAAAGUUAUUUUUAUUAAAAGUUAUGAUUUAAUAUUUAUUAAUUGACAUUUCAAUUUGUUAAUAAAUGUAGACAGCAAGUGAAGAAGGAAGAAAGUUUAAAAGUUGAGAAUUGAACCAUUGACUUCGCUAAUGUGUGACUAUAAUGCUAUGCAGUGAGCUACAAGUGGCUGUUUUUAAACACACAAAAUGUUUUGUGUUUUAAUACUUAAAAAGUUUUUGAAAUCUUCAAAGUCAGUUUUUUUUUAGAACUGUAAGACUUCCGCGGCUGUACCGGUUUACUAGAUUUCUGCACAUUUCCUCAGUACACUUUCGGCGAAUGCUGGGAAGGUACGACGUACAACUCGGCAGUCAAUGUCUUACCAGGGGACUGAUGAUGACCUCAGAAGUUAACUCCCACAGUGCUCAGAGCCAGUUUCUUACCCAGUCCUCGUCGUCAUGAGAGUGCCGAGUGGUCUGUGUGUCUGACAGACGUGCAGAGGACCCGCGUUUGAUUUUCAGUACCGCCAGACAGUUUUCAUCCCGGGGGAAGACAGGAUCACUGUGGACACACUGUAGUGAGGCCCUAAAAUGGAAAGCAGCGACUCCGAGGUCUGGGAAACUGAAAAUGCCCCGAAGAGAGGUGCAUCGAUCCGGCAGCCCUCUGUUCCACGUCCGAAUGACACCGUGAAGCGGGGAAUGACGAGGAAGCUGGCCGCUAUCGUGUGGACCUCUGAGCUUGCUCUUGAAGUUUCUUUUUACUAUUCCUCGUGUGAAUGGGCUGGCAGUCUUCCUCUGACGUCCAGGGUCAGGUGACGUGAUGACCUUGCCGCACGAGGUCUGAACCCCUAGCCCACUGCCGGAUGUACAAUUUUUUUUGGUCAUUUUCCUAAACUAAUUACCUGAAGGCAGUUUCUUUCAGAAUGGUUCAGCCUUUCGCUGCCUCAUUCCCAUUUGUCCGUGCUCUCUUAUCUGUAACAACUGUAUUGAGAAAGUCAAAAUCUUCUUCUUUUCUUGUAAAGGCUUUGUCUUAUCACUGCUACUGUUGUCCCCUGUCAUGUGGUGUCCUCUUCAUUUCUUGAUAAUUUUUGGCCUUUUUACAUAUAAUUUUAACUCUGUAAAUGUCCACAAAGUUUUGUUUUCCUUUUUUAGGCAACUGAUCUCAUUCAGAAUAUCUUCAUUGGUUUUUCUUUCUUUCCGUCCGUCUGGCCCUCGUUGGCCUUCUCCAAAGUUACAUUUCUGUAGCUUCAGAGUGCUUUGUCUGACCGUGAUAGGAACCAGUUUUCUCAACUGUUCAGAAGCCGCUUCAGAUGAACUCUUGGCAAAUUGCUCCCUCUCCCCCCAUACCGAAAGUCUUGUUCACUAGUUAUCUCCCUUCAUUGUAAACGUGUUUAAUUGUUGCAGCUAUUUUUCUGAGUUCCAUACUGUAUCUGUCAUUAUCUGUAAUUAACGUGCCAAAAAUAAAAUGUGUUAAGUUUUUCAUAAUGGUUGCUUACGUGAAGGCAAGCUUCAGCUGCUGCCCCUUGCAGCCAGAACUGUCAGGUACCAUUUUUCAGUGCCAUUAGACAAUGUAACAAGUGAAGUGUGAAGCAGCAGGGGUCUGUGCAGAAAGAAGGAACUGCCCUGAAGGUGGCCAGUGUGUGGUCGAAGCAGUGCAUCUUCGAGUUCUUCCCUUUCUUCUGUUUGCUAAAUUUUGAAAUUCACAACAUUAGUAUUGCUAGAGUGCCAAGUGUUCGUAUGUAAUGACAGAUGGUUGCAAAUAAGAUACAGUGUUCACAUUACAAACUGUCUCGCGUUAAGAAAGUCCUAUAAAAUUUAAUUUGAGACCACUGUUUGAACAGAAAUAUUUCAGACGAAGACUGCAGUGUCAGAAUUUCCAGUUUAGUUGUUCCUCAAUUUCAGUCUCAUUGGUCUUAUUCUUUUUUUCUAAUUCAUUGUACCUUGUGGACCAGUCUGUGCUUAUUGUAUGUUCAUCUGCACACUUUCGUAUUUUAUUCAUGUUAUGGCAUCCUCACUUAUUCUUGUCACAAUAUUUUUUUAAAAAAAUCUGUUCAAAGAAGUCUUACAUUUACUGAAUGUGAUUAUUUAGUCAGAUACGUAGCUCGUAGCAUUGCGAGCAGUUUACGGUAUUGUGCACUUGUCAGCUGAUGUCUUCAGUGGAACUUUAUUGCAUUUAUUGUGUAUGGCUCAUCUUGUUGAUUUUGCAGUGUGGUUCUGCACACUUUAUUUUCAACUUGGCCAGCUUACUGCAGAAGAGAUGGUCCUGCAGAGAUUAAUAGGAAAGAGAAAUCACGAAAUAUGUUAUUGGCAAGUGUGACGUGUCUUUUAGGUACGACAGUAAGAGAGUCUCAGAAACAGUGACUUAUAUAAAGUGCUCUUUGUCAUCUGUGUGUGCAUUGUUGCUCAGUCAGUGGUGAAGUGCCUCACAUAUGACGAAAACUAAUUAGUAAUCUGCUUUCCUCACACACCUCCCAUCUCUCUGCCACGUGUCGAGUAAUGCCGUACUGGUAGUUCUCCAAAUCUGUGUGUUCUCACGCCAGAUCGAUUCGUCACUCGAGAGAUUUGCUCAGAACUGUUAAUCCAGUAGUGUCACUUCUCAUUAGCGACAAUGUCCAGAUUUUGUAAGUAGGCAUCGGCCAUCCUCGGUUGCAGUAGAGCGGAAAUAAACCGCAAAUCCCUCCACUCGUAUGACAUAUCACAUUUUCCGACAGAGUGGAAACGGCUACUUCUCGGUUUUGAAUAAAAAUGGUGGAGCUUUUUCAUACAAUCACAUAUGCUUUGCUUGUAUGUUUUUAUAUCUGUCAGAACUUGUCCCAAUCUCCCAACAGCAGGCAGUAGGUGUCUCAUUUAUUUUGCCUCAGUUUCAUUAUGUAGAUUCUUCUUAUUUAUAGGUGAAUGUAGCUAUUUGAAAUACUGUCAUUUAAAGCCCACGAUGGAUUUUAGUUCAUUGUACGUUUUUGAAUUUUUAUUGGGGCACCUGUUCAUAUUGUUAUGAAAGUGAUUUUGGAAGAGUGUUGUCUGUGUAGUAAUUAUUUUUGAAACUAGAACUAUUAAUUAGGAUGACACUGUUAUUUUUCAGCAAAACGAACUUUUUCAUUUCACACUAUUCUGUUCAGUAUACACGUUAUAGAGAGUACACACAGUACGAGGCAGAGUCAGCUUUUUGUAGCAGCUGUGUCGUAUCACUGCAUCGCACACAGCUUGUGGCACGUAGAGAGGGCCUUCCGUCUGUGCUCGGUGGACUAUUCUGAUGAACUUACAACAUCAGCUGCCGGCCUAUUGAGGAGCUAAUGCUAAUUAGUUUUUUGCUGUCACCAGAAUAAUGUGUGCGUGUGAAGUGAAGUGUAGCAGCUCGGGAACCUGUGUCGAGUAGACAGCUACGGAGCAAUUUUGCACUGUUUAUCGAAUGUCACAGUGAACUAGUUUUCUGAUUCUGUAUUAAAUACAAAGACAGAAUUAUACGACUAUAUUUGUUUAAUUUUUGUAAACUUAAUUUGUUACCAUUUUGCGUUCAUUCUUCUUAAAGAAAUUUUUUUUAAAUAAAUGUCUUACAAUAUUUACAAACUUUUUGGUUGUUGAAGUAUAUUGGUGCUUUAGUAGUGUGUACCUAGUCAUCUUUUGGGUGGCAGUAUUUUGCUUAUAGGAGUCUGUUGUUCCUAAUUUAUUAUUUUACAUUUUGUGGACACGAAUGAUGUACACAGGAACAUCCUGCACAUAUUGUGUAUUAUCACGAUGUGUCUGUAUAAUUCUUAAUCUACAGUGCCUAUUAACAUAGUAUUUAACUACAACUAAAUAAUGUGUUAUAUUUAUGAAGCAUUUAAUUUCAAUCUGGCUGCUUGCUGUUAACAAGGAAUGAAAUUUGAGUAAAGAAUUCUAUUUGCAUUAUAA
This is a messenger RNA of Schistocerca cancellata (South American locust), 7608 nucleotides long. RefSeq names its product protein SCO1 homolog, mitochondrial (gene Scox). The record is from RefSeq and is a predicted model, not a curated record. Gene Ontology annotation, biological process: intracellular copper ion homeostasis; mitochondrial respiratory chain complex IV assembly. Lineage: Eukaryota; Metazoa; Arthropoda; Insecta; Orthoptera; Acrididae. Gene Ontology annotation, molecular function: copper ion binding; copper chaperone activity. The coding region runs from base 259 to 1068 and encodes 269 amino acids. The transcript is spliced from 5 exons. Gene Ontology annotation, cellular component: mitochondrial inner membrane.